CCCCAAGGCUUCUUCAUUCCAGUAUCCUUUCUCUUCAAAAACAUGCAAGUGCCCUCAGCUUCAGUAUCGACACUCUUCUGACAGUAUGCUCUAGCUGAAACCGCAGCAACAAUGGCAAACCUAAGUACUCGUCUCGAUGCACUCCGCGCAACCAUCGAAAAGUUGAUGAGCAUCGGAGGUACCCCUGGGCUUUCUCUCGGUGUCAUGCAUCAGGGUAGACAGGUCUACUACGCAGCCUACGGCCACAGCGACGUUGAGAAAGGUCUGCCAAUCACGGACGAAACUGUGUUGCCUGUCUGUUCGAUGACGGAAGCAGUCACAUCAGCUGCUCUGGGAAUAUUAAUGGAAGAGAACAAGGCAAACUGGGACACGUUGAUCAAGGAUGCUCUUCCAUCUUUCAACAUCAACGACGAUAUCCUGCAGAACAAUCUCACCAUCACGGAUCUUCUGUGCCAUCGUUCUGGAAAGUCUUGGGGCGACAACUUAUUCGUCGGGACGGAAAACAACAUACUCAUUAGCGAGAAGGACUCGAUGAAAUACAUCAAUAGCCAGACGAGGCUCUUGCAUUUCUGUGGUCAACUCUCCUACAACAACAUGGGCUUCGAACUUGCGGGAAAGGUGAUCGAGGCUCUAAGUGGCCAGUCGUACUUCGACUUCCUCCAAACCCGCAUCUUCGAUCCUCUCGGCAUGGAUCGUACAUUCCUCCAAACACCCCCGUCGAGCCUUGAGGACAUCGGCACCACUUACAAUGCACUCGACGACGGUUGUUCGGUGCGCAUACCCGCCGUAAAGGCCGGAGAUGACUGGUUCGGAACGCCCAGCGCUGGUAUGCGAAGCUGUGUUGGCCAACUCGUCCUCGAAGAGUUCAUCCAAGCCCCGGACGUAGAGAGGAAUGACUAUCUCAAGGCAGCCGAAAGCUCGCGAGCCGAGAACCUCAAAUGGUAUCCUUCGCUCAUGCAUGAGUUGGCCCAAGAGCGGAAGUACGAUACAUCUGCAAAGCCCCUGGAGGAAUACGUUUGCACCUACUGGGACGCCAUUCACGUCUUCAAGAUCGACGUGGUCCUGAAAGAGGGCCAGCUAUACUGGCUGCUCCAAGGCCUGGAGUCGGAGAAGUUCCUUCUGAAUAACUAUGAAGAUGACUUGUUCACCUGGCUGCUACCGCGCAAUGAGCUCUCUAAGCGUGGACGAUGGGUCGGUGGAGACGAAGGUCCGGACUUCUGGAAGGCGGUGUUCAAGACAGGCGACGGCGGAAAGAUAGACAAGCUGUCCUGGUCACAUGAUAAUGGUAUUGCAGCCGUGGAAUACAAGAAAGGCUAGAUACAUGAUAGAAACCACCUUCAACUGCUACGGAGUUCAGGCCGCUAGAGCCCCAAUUGGUCGAUGCAGCCAAAGGAGGUUAUAGUCACGUGACAGACAGGUAAAGCUCGACUGAGUGGACUUCUAAUAUAUCAUCUUUCCGCCCAACUUUACUUGACCCUGUUUUCUACCAUCUUGAUAGCUGAAAAGCGCAUCCUGCAUCUGAAGAGCAACUAAGCUACAAAUUCGAAGCGCCAGCUGGCCAGCCAGAAUAGUUCCUAAUCUUCACCUCGCUUUACCUUACCUCACCAA
Mytilinidion resinicola is the source of this 1608-nucleotide messenger RNA. RefSeq names its product beta-lactamase/transpeptidase-like protein. Bases 112 to 1317 code for a protein of 401 amino acids. The transcript is spliced from 2 exons. NCBI's taxonomy places the organism in Eukaryota, Fungi, Ascomycota, Dothideomycetes, Mytilinidiales, Mytilinidiaceae. The record is from RefSeq and is a predicted model, not a curated record.